AUGGUUAAUUCAGCUCUAGGUCGUGAAGUUGCAGGUAUCAUUGGUAACCUAAUUGCAUUAGGUCUUUUUCUUUCUCCUUUACCAACUUUCCACAGUAUCUAUAAGAAAGGUGAAGUCAAGGAGUACUCUCCCUUACCGUACAUAGUUACCCUCCUCAACUGUUUAUUGUGGGUGUAUUACGGUAAAGUGCAUCCCAACAGCCUUCUUGUGAUCAUUAUCAAUGCGAUUGGCAUUGUUAUCCAGUUCUCCUAUGUUGUUUUUUAUUUCAUCUACGCCAAUAAGAAACAGAGAAGAUUCGUAGCUUGUUUGAGUCUGAUCGAGAUUGCUAUCUUCAUCUUGGUGGUGCUUUUGUGCUCUUUGAUCCCGAGCUCUACCAAGCACUGGGAUAUAGCUGUGGUAACCGGAAUAGCAUGUGACCUCGUCAACAUUGCCAUGUAUGUUAUGCCAUGUCUCGCGAUUUACAAGGUUUAUAGGACAAAGAGUCUUGAGUACAUGCCGUUCUGGCUUUCGUUAUUCAGUUUUGUCAACGGUGGUUUCUGGCUAGUUUAUGGGCUGCUCCCUGUUGAUCUAUAUAUUAUUUUAAGCAACGGCAUUGGUUGUGCCUUGGGUGUAAUUCAGAUGAGUGUUAUUGGGUACUACUUUUUCAAGUACCCACAACCAAAAGAUUACAUCUCAUUGCCGGAGUAUCCAAACUGGUUGAAGUUCUGGAAAUCGCGGGAGAACAAGAUCGCCGAUGAAAAGGCCGGUGAAGGCGGCCAAGUAGAGAUCUCCGAUAUGGUCUAA
Molecule: messenger RNA, 783 nt
Organism: Papaver somniferum (opium poppy)
Lineage: Eukaryota; Viridiplantae; Streptophyta; Magnoliopsida; Ranunculales; Papaveraceae
Product: bidirectional sugar transporter SWEET7-like
Exons: 1
Coding region: 1-783 (260 amino acids)
Biological process (GO): carbohydrate transport
Cellular component (GO): membrane
Molecular function (GO): sugar transmembrane transporter activity
Source: RefSeq, a predicted model, not a curated record